AUGUUCUCUGCUACUCAGACAUAUCGUCAGCUGGAGCAGAUUCCAACUGCAAACUUUCUCGAAGUGUUUGGCGCUUCACUGUCGUACAACUUGGACAAUGUUCUGAAUGGAAAUGGACCUGUUAAUGCAUCCGAGUUCAUCAUAACUACCAAUGCCACAAGUUCAGCCCGCAUUGUGGGUGCACUGACAAGACCUGUCAAUCCUGGUGGGACCGUGGAUAGGAAUGGAGUUGUGGGUGUUGUUGGAGAGGAAGAUAUCGAAGCAGCCAUGGUUGUAGUUGAGGAGAAUGGAGGGACCAUUGUGGCAGCCUUUGUCACGAAUGAUUUAAAUGAUGUUGGAGAUUGCUUCAACACGGAAUCCGAAUUGGCAGGCACUGGCUUUUGCCAAAGUGUUGUUGAAUCAUCUGCAUCAGUGGGAGCUGAUGCAGAAACUGUUCUUGGUUGUGUGCAAGAUCCUACAUCAUCAUUGCAAUGCCAAUCGAUCUUGCCAACUCUGUUGGAAGCGCCUGAGAAAUCUGGCCAAGAUGACAGACCACCUGGAGAUGAAAGCAUUAAUGAAGCCUUCAAAGACAGUGCAAAUGAUGAAUUGGACAUUUCAGGUGAAGGCCCGGCAGACGUUGAUGGAUCCGACAAUGCAGGACCAGAUGUUUCUUCUGAAGAGUCCAGCCCUGAUAGCACAAGUGGUGUUGAGGAAGAAUCAACACCCGUUGGGGCCAGUGAACCAAAUGAUAGCCAAAUGGAUACAGACCAGGGUGCAAGCCAAGAUGGUUCCUCUGCAGCCUCACCAGGUACUGGGAAUUCAAGCAAUCCAGUGGAUGCAGAUCCUGUAGGUGAAUUGGCUGCCCGAGAAACCGGUCCAUCUGAUGCUUUUCAACCAGAGGCACCCGCUGAAACUUCAGCAGAUGCUACUCCUUUUCAACCAGGUGUUGCACCGGGAGGUGUCCCCUCUGUGUCAGCCACAAGUCCAGCUGGUGCCCCAAUCACUGCCAGCAUCCCAUCUGCCCCAGUCACAAGUCCAGCCGGUGCUCCAAUCAAUGGCAACGCCCCUUCAGCUGCAGCCACAAGUCCAGCUACAGCUCCUCUUGUUGGUUCACCGGCAAGCCUUUCUGCAGGGACACCAGUUGGUGUUGAAGGAAGUAAUCCAGCCAAUGUUCCAACAAUACAAGCUGUCCCAUCAGUUGGCAGCUCCACAGGAAGGACCGAACCAACUGCGGAUUCAAACGUACCAGCUCCUCCCAAUGUUGAUUUACCCCCUGCCGUUCCCGGUCUGCCAACAAGUCUCACCUUAGGCACUGUCCCAGCUGCUCUAAGUGCUCCUUCUCCUUUGAUUGCCAACUCUGCUUACCCUCAAGUCCCGAUGCUGGAGGGGUCACUCCCAGUGAACCAUCAAGCCCCUCAAUACAUGCUCCAGUUCCAUCUGCUAUAGGCGGUGGAGAAAGCCCACCAUCUGGAGUCAGCCCAACUGCGCUCUCCCCAGUAGGGUCUCCCGCUCUUGAGAAUAACCCUACUGCAAAUGGCCCCACUAUCAAUAGCAGCCCCUCAGUACCAGCUACACCUCAAAGCAAUCCAACUCAGAGCUCACUAGGAAGCAGCACAGCAGAGACACCCACUGCCACUGACGGAAGCAACAAUGUUUUACUGCCAAGCACUUCACAGCCACCACAGGAUUUCACUAACGAACCAACCAUUACCAACACCUUCCCCAACAUUUGAGCCAACAACAACAACACCAACUGUUCAACCAACCACUGGCAUCACGAGCGAACCAACGAACUCACCAACUCCAGAGCCAACAUUUGAGCCUACAAAUUGGGCUCUAACAUCAUCUCCCACAGCAGAUCCAACAUUCGAGCAAACAGUGCAAGCACCCACUG
Messenger RNA from Seminavis robusta, 1873 nucleotides. The record is from the annotation of a GenBank genome assembly. NCBI's taxonomy places the organism in Eukaryota, Bacillariophyta, Bacillariophyceae, Naviculales, Naviculaceae.